UACUAAGGUGUUUGUUUGUGAUUUUAUCAUAGUUUUUAUUAAAUAAAUACUGAAUUUUGACUUACAACGACAAUAGUGAAGUAUACUAUAAGUGGAAAUGGCUAAAGUGGAGCAACCCAUGUUUAUAUUGCCGAAAAAACGCAAUGGCAAAAAACAAAAUUCGAUAACAGGUCACGUAGACCACAUAAUUGCUGUUCAGGGAGCUGAGACUGAUUUGCCAACCAAAUACAAGAAUGGCCUUUCACCAGUCACAGAACAUGUUGUUAAUGGAAUCAUACACUCCACCAUGGAGGGACUCAAGUCCAACAUGAAAAUUAAUCUUCCCAUAAUAACUGAUGUCAAUGAUGAAGACAUCAAUGACUCGAAUUUAGAGGCUGAGCCACAGAAGUCACAGAGUUCACAGAAAAAUGGCUAUCAGGCCCUCUCGAUGAUGAAUAGCCGAGAGAUCAUUGACUUGUCUCCAAUUUAUGAGAACUCUUCAGAUGCAUGUUCAAGCCAUGAUGACCUCAGAGAUGAUGAUAUACAGAAAAGCUGCAAGUUUCUGAAUGAACACAAUGAGAGUUCCUCUGCUACUCCAAACAGCAUGUCUCAAACCCAAUCGGAAAAUAGCUUUGAAAUGGGUCCACUUACUGACAGUCUCAAAAAUAGUGCCAAGCGAAAAAAGCGAGUCAACAUUGUGCAAGAAAUAAUUGAGACUGAGAAUGAUACAGAGAUUACAGCUUUGCGGAUUGAGUCAGAAGGAUCUACACCAGACUGCUCUCUGACAGACUAUUCCAGAGAGUCCUACUUGACCAUGACAGGAACAAUAAAAAGAGGAAAGAAGAAAGGUCAAAAUGUUGAUGUGAAACUUAAUAUUUCUCGAGAAGAACUUGAAAUCAUUGAAGCAGCUAUUGUAGCAGAGGAGUACAACAAGAUGGACAUAUCUAAAUGCUCAGUAUACAAUGGUCCACACAUUUUUCUCUUCAGCCUCCUCUGCAUACCGUUUGUGGCUUGUGUGUCUGCACUGUAUUCAUUUCACAUGGGCACAAUGACUUGGUACAACAUCUUUUCACAUGUUACUGAAGAUCUGAAUUGGGUUAGGAAAGCAAUGUUGGCACCGAUAGUGAUAUUGUCUUAUCCAUUUUUGAUAGUGAUUUUUACUGUAGGACUUGGCUUGUAUGCAGGUAUUGUGCAGCUGACGUUUAGUGGAGCAAAUUGGUGGAAGGAUGUAUGUGAUUUUGAGAAAGGUUUUUAUGGGUGGCUCUGUAACACUUUGGGUAUGUCAGAGUGUAGCCCUUAUGAGGUUGUUAUACUUAUGGAUGUUAAGCCAUAAAUAAAAAGUUUAGGCCCUGUUCAGACUUUGAAUGCAGGAAUAUAUCGUCACUAUACUUACUCAACCUCAUAUCUGCAACAAUCAUUCGAUGGAAAUGUCGCUUUUCUUUCAUUCGGAAUAUGGGUCUUUUUGUCAUCAAAUGAGUGUUGCAGAUACGAGGUUGAGUAAGUAUAGCGGUGAUAUACUGCUUUCGUUUCAAGUAUGAAAACCAUUAUAUGUAUACCAACAAACUGCACUUGUUUGAGUAGGGCUAGAAAAAUAGUUAAAAGCUUUUUGUAUUGUACGGAUUGAGUGAUAUUGUAAGCUAUGUGUUAUACAUUGUGUAUUGUAAAAGUUGGUAAUAACUAUUUGAAUGCCAAUAGGAUUGUUCAGAAGCCAGUUUCUAAAGUUGUCUUAGGCUUCAAAAAUUUGAAUUUUGACUGUUCUAGUUUCAAUUUGGAAUUUUUGCAACUAUCCUAAAAAUUUGCUGAAAAGUAUAUACUGCCAUAAAUCUUAUAGUAUGUAAGUUGACUGAUAUAUUCUAGUUUUAAGUAAUAUUUACAAUAAUUAAUAAUUUUAUUUAUAUUAGCAGUAAUGACUGUUUAAAUUAUUAAAAUAUCAGUUAUUAGUUCACAAUUAUAAGUUAUAGGACCUUCUGCUACUCAAUUAUCUUCCAUUUUUAGAGAUACAUUUUCUAGUCAUAUUUUAUUAUUAAUGAGUAUUUUGUAUACAUAUAAUUUUAUGAAGUAGGUAUAUUAUGCAUGAAAUUGUGUAGGUAAUAUUUUUACAUAUCCAAUGAGAUAAGUUUAAGGUAAAUAAAGCAAGUGAAACAUUUAAAUCAUAUGCUUAGGAAAAUUUAUUGAUUUCUAUAAUGCUAUAGUUGUUUGCGAGAAGCAUUAUGUGAGUGAACAUAAAUUUUGUAUAUUUAACUUACAACAUAAUCAGCAUUGUAAUGAAGACUGAUGUAUUCUAGUCACUAUUGUGGUAUCCAUUUAUAUGCAAUAAAAUAUUUUACAAAACAA
Cydia strobilella is the source of this 2313-nucleotide messenger RNA. RefSeq lists its product as uncharacterized. The transcript has 2 exons. The record is from RefSeq and is a predicted model, not a curated record. Lineage: Eukaryota; Metazoa; Arthropoda; Insecta; Lepidoptera; Tortricidae. Bases 98 to 1312 code for a protein of 404 amino acids.